Messenger RNA from Aspergillus steynii IBT 23096, 1131 nucleotides. Its product is annotated as polyadenylate-binding protein. Bases 258 to 833 code for a protein of 191 amino acids. NCBI's taxonomy places the organism in Eukaryota, Fungi, Ascomycota, Eurotiomycetes, Eurotiales, Aspergillaceae. The record is from RefSeq and is a predicted model, not a curated record. The transcript has 4 exons. Gene Ontology annotation, molecular function: RNA binding.
GUUCAUUGACCUGCUGGGCUCUUUCUCCUCAAUCCCUUGUCGCAUUCCUCCUCCCUUCUCUUUUUCUGCAACCACCGGUGUCUACAUUGGCCCUGGGUUGUUCUUUGUUUCUUUCCCUUUGACAGGACCGAACUGAAAAAAUCUUUCCCUGCAAACUCCUAUUCCCCGCCUACUCAAUCGGGUGCAUAAACUUCCCUUCGAGAUUUUCCCCCUCGGCGAACUUGCGAUAGACAGUCGUUCCCUAUCAUACAAGCAUAAUGGCUACGGAAGAACACGAAAUCAAAGAUGAGCGCCUCGAGACUCACGAAGAGGGAGGUGACGACGAGGAGGAAAUUGCGGCGAUGAAGAAGCGGGUAGCCGAGAUGGAAUCCGAAGCUGCGAAACUGCGGGAAAUGCAGGCCACCCUUGAUCAACAAUCCGAGAACCUACGAGAGGACAAAGAAGAGAUCGAUGCCCGGAGUAUUUUCGUUGGCAACGUCGACUACGGAGCUUCGCCCGAGGAAAUCCAAGCGCACUUCCAGAGCUGCGGUUCGAUAAACCGUGUCACCAUUCUGUUGGAUAAAUUCACGGGUCAACCCAAGGGGUACGCCUACGUAGAGUUCGCAGAGCCCAGCCUGGUGGCCCAGGCACUUGUUUUGAACGAGAGUGUGUUCCGCGGCCGGAAUCUCAAGGUCGUUCCCAAGCGGACCAACGUCCCCGGAAUGAGUCGAGGACGCGGACGAGGUGGUUUCCGGGGUGGACGUGGAUUCCACCGCGGCGGAGGAGGCUUCCCCCCUCGCGGAGGCUACCGCGGCGGCUACCGUGGCCGGGGCCGGGGCUACGCGCCCUACUAAGGAGCACACCAUGCGAGGCGCCUGAGACAAGCCCAAGCACGCCGGCGGGGACGACACGAGAGGAUCGAGAGGGAGCGCAAGCGGGUCGCGACGGACGAAGCGCUCGACGAUCAAGAGGCCAUCACUCCGAGCUCAUGAAACAGACCAUUGGAGUUGGGGACUGGGGUGUACUGUAUGAUAACCAUCUGGCAACCUUCGGACUGGGCAAAGAUGGGCAAACAACCGAAAUUGCUUAUUUUCUGUGAUAUCACCGUAUCGUCGUCGUAUUUAUUCUACCAUUUAAAAACACAAACAAAAC